AUGCAAUUCAAGACUGUUGUUGCCGCUUUCGCUACUUUUGCCGCUGUCCAAGCUGCUAACCGUACUAACCAUACUAACGGUACCAACUCUACCAACGGUACUUCCACCUCUAUCUCCACUGGUGCUGCUGCUUCCAACGCUAUCGGUGCUGGUGUCUUAGGUGCUGCCGUCGCUGCCGGUGUUGCCUUCCUAUUCUAA
Molecule: messenger RNA, 198 nt
Organism: Tetrapisispora phaffii CBS 4417
Lineage: Eukaryota; Fungi; Ascomycota; Saccharomycetes; Saccharomycetales; Saccharomycetaceae
Exons: 1
Coding region: 1-198 (65 amino acids)
Source: RefSeq, a predicted model, not a curated record